Messenger RNA from Mucor velutinosus, 513 nucleotides. RefSeq lists its product as uncharacterized. Lineage: Eukaryota; Fungi; Mucoromycota; Mucoromycetes; Mucorales; Mucoraceae. The coding region runs from base 1 to 513 and encodes 170 amino acids. The transcript has a single exon. The record is from RefSeq and is a predicted model, not a curated record.
AUGGUCAAUGUCAAAGCCUUUAUUUUAGUUCCUGUCGCUCUCAUGACUACCGCUGCUAUGGCACAAAGUAGUGUCUCUCCAGCCUCCGCUGAGAUGGAAGCCAGCGCCUCUGCUGUCCUGGCAGACAUGGCAUUUGAUGCAGAGAUUCCCCUGAACGUUGUCCUUGAAAAGAUGGAGGCAUUGGAAUACAAAGCAGCAGCAUCCUUUGAUAAUCUGGGUGAUUUCGUAACUAGCGUCCUAUACCCACUAGGCUUUGGUCAAUUGUGCGAUACUCUACUCAAUGUCAGUGCGAAUUUGGGCUACAUCUUGGAUUUGAAUACAAGAAAUGGUGUGCAAUGUUCAGCUGAGAAUAGGAAUGUCAUCAACAGUGCCACAAGCUGUAAAGCUCCUGAUGACCUUACUGGCUUUGUCAAUUCUGUACUCUGGCCACUUGCUAUCAGCGGCUUCAAGGACACUGCUGAAAAGAUCAAUGCACAAGCAUCUUGUUUAAAAAAGAUACUGACCGGACAAUAA